AUGUCAGGCCCCAAGAUUGCCUGCAUUGGUGUGAUUGGAAAGGCAGAUAAUCCUCUUCACAUUUCCUUGUUUCCUCCCUAUUCUGAUUCCACCAUCGAGUUCUCUUUCUUACUGAACUCGUGCCUUGACGUCUUUGACAUCCGGUGCAAGCAAACAUCCAUUGAUCAGGAUCUUGGGCUGUUGCAUGCGAUUGAUGAACGACUUGCGGCAUAUGGUUGGUUGACAACCACCGGAGUCAAGCUUUUGAUCAUUGUGGAUGUAUUCGGCCAGGAAGAGGCUGCUAGUGCUGGGAAAACGGCUGGCCCUGCUAUAAGUGGCUUGAGAGAUUCUGAUAUGAAACCGGCGUUCCGAGCAUUGCAAAGUGCGUAUAUUCAGCUCUUGCAAAAUCCAUUCUACUCCCCCGACGAUCACGUACCGAUUCCUGGCAAUAAAGCUGCUUCUCUCUCGGCUUGCCAGCAAAUCUCUAAUCGAAGGUUCAUUGCGGAUGUGAAGCGUAUUGGUGAUUCAUGGGCACCAGGAAACGCCGUAUAA
Molecule: messenger RNA, 531 nt
Organism: Penicillium arizonense
Lineage: Eukaryota; Fungi; Ascomycota; Eurotiomycetes; Eurotiales; Aspergillaceae
Exons: 3
Coding region: 1-531 (176 amino acids)
Biological process (GO): endoplasmic reticulum to Golgi vesicle-mediated transport
Cellular component (GO): nucleus; cytoplasm; TRAPP complex
Source: RefSeq, a predicted model, not a curated record